GUCCCAUGUCUGUGGGCCGUGUAGUCUCGGCCGUGCAGUCUCUGCUUCAGAUGAACACAUGAUGCCCAGAGGACGACUUAUUCAUGCUUUUAUUUCGCCUAAAGGCUCUUUUGAAAAUGACAUUUUAAAAAUGGUCUCCAAUGUGCACUCAGCUUUUUGGAAACUUGCUAGCAGAAUAAAAGUGCAGAAGAGCAAUCACCACCAUCACUGGGACCAAAGCUUCUGCCAUCCCCCACAUGUGAGCCACAGUAAGACAUGGAGCAGCCCCAGCCACCCACACAACCAUCAGGACCACUGCAAAUCCCUGGUGAGUGGUGGCUUCUCCCCUUCCUCCACAGUCACUUCAGGCUUCAGCAGCCAGGGGAGCAACACUCUGCCCUGCCCCAGUGCUCCUGUUGCCCCCACCAGCCCCCGAAGCUCCACAGGCCGGAGGAGGACCAGGAAGAAGGACCACAAGAGCUCGUUGUCCCUAGCCUCCAGCUCCGUGGGCCCUGGAGGUCAGGUCUUUCAUGUGGAAACAAGUGAGGUGGUCCUGAGGGGAGAUCCGCUCACAGGUUUUGGGAUCCAGCUUCAGGGUGGUGUCUUUGCCACCGAGACCCUGUCCGCUCCCCCAGUCAUUCGCUUUAUUGAGCCCGACAGCCCAGCCGAAAGGUGUGGGCUUCUGCAGGUCGGAGACAGACUUCUAUCCAUAAAUGGGAUUCCUACUGAAGAUGGUACUUUGGAAGAGGCACACCAGCUCCUCAGAGACUCUGCUUUGGCCAAUAAGGUCACAUUGGAGAUCGAGUUUGACAUUGCAGAAUCUGUUGUACCCAGCAGUGGCACUUUCCAUGUGAAACUUCCUAAGAGACGGGGGGUAGAACUUGGCAUUACCAUCAGUGCCAGUAAAAAAACUGGGAAGCCUCUCAUCAUCUCUGAAAUAAAGAAAGGAAGUAUAGCACACAGAACAGGCACUUUGGAGCCGGGGGACCGGCUGCUGGCCAUAGACAGUGUUCGUCUAGAGCACUGCACAAUGGAGGACGCCAUGCAUGUCCUGAACCAGGCUGAAGAUAUGGUCAAACUACGGAUACAGAAGGACGAGGAUAAUAUUGAUGAGUUGGAAAUGUCAGGCUCUAUAAUCUACACUGUUGAGCUGAAGAGGUAUAAUGGACCACUGGGCAUCACCAUUUCAGGCACUGAGGAGCCUUUUGACCCUAUCGUCAUUUCAGGCCUGACCAAGAAGGGCCUGGCAGAGAGAACAGGGGCCAUCCAUAUAGGUGACAGGGUGCUGGCCAUCAAUGGAGUCAGUCUCAAAGGGAAACCUCUUAGUGAAGCCAUCCACCUCCUGCAGAUGGCGGGAGAGUCGGUCACGCUCAAGAUCAAGAAGCAAACAGACUAUUCUGAUACUAGGCCUUUGCUGUACAGAGAAGGUGGAUAUCUGUGUGAUCUGGAUGACGAGCUUACAGACUCCCAUAAAACCAGUAAACUGUCAGAGGCCUACUCUGCCACAGUGCCCAGCGUGGACUCGGCCAUGAGCUCCUGGGACGGGUCAGGCUUUGACACAGGCUACAACAAUCAAGGUACAUAUCUUCACAAACCGUCUGACUUCUUGCUAAAUGCCAGUGACUGGCAACAAUCAAAGCACAGGAGUCAAUCAGGCUCCAACUCUGUUGGCCUGUCCCAUCACACCAUGUUAUUUGACGCAAGGUUUACUGAAGAUGAGUGGGACAAAGUACCAGGAUUUAUCAGCCCUCCCCGUUGCCAAGGGAAACUGAACCACUCUGAGGAUUCAAGUUUUUGGUCCCAGGCCUUGCAGGACCUGCAGACCUGUGGCCAGUCCGAGAUCCUCCGGGAUCUGGAGGCCUCAAUGACAGGUAGUGCUUUCAGUCUGUAUUUGGAAGAAACUAAAACUCUUGAAGACUCGAUGUUUCAGUCCGAAAAGUCUCCCUUUAGAAAGGAGGAAGACCUGGAGUCCAAGAACAACAAACUCAACAAAUUCAACAUGUCCAACGGACCCAGCAGAAUCUCCAAGAUGGAGGACGCCAAGGAGGACAAAUCUAAUGGUCUAGCUGCUUCAGCUCUUGAAGUACUCAAGGUAACAAUAAGGAAAGAUUCAGAGAGCCACGACUUUGGCUUCAGUGUUUCCGAUGGACUUCUGGAGAAGGGGGUUUAUGUGAACAUGAUCCGUCCGGAGGGUCCAGCUGAUCAGGGAGGACUAAAGCCCUAUGACCGCAUCCUCCAGGUGAAUCGUGUUCGGACCAGGGAUUUGGAUUGCUGUCUGACCGUGCCUCUCAUUCUGGAGUCUGGGCAGAGGUUGGACUUGGUCAUUAGCAGGAAUCCUGUGGCAGUGGGGCACUCUGGGCUGUUGGACAACUACAACUGCACUAACUCAUUAUUCGAUUCUGAGCCUAGGACCAACAGCAUUGCCCUCUGAAAAGUCAAAGACUUUUAAUGUUUUAACAGACCAUUAUUUUGUUUAAUACAGCCACAAGCUGCAUUAGUAUUUUCACUUCAGGCUUUCAUACAGGUAUACUGAAUUUAUUUCAACCUUAAAACUGCCCAUAUCUACCAAACCUCAUUGCUGUGUUAGGAUCUGGAGAUCACCUGUCUUGUCUGGGGACACCACAUGUUUGCAAAUACAUUUACUCACUAUUGCCAAUUAAACAAGGUUUAUCGACACUUUAAAUGACCCUCAACACUAUAUAUUUCUUUAGAUAUUCACUAUAGACACAACACACUGCCUCACUGCUUUCACUGUAUUUCAAAAAACACCCAUCUUCACACCUCAUUAUUACCUCAGAUCACCUUUUUUAUAUAACAUAUAGGCAGAUCUAUUUAUAUCUGUCCCCUAUACAGAAGACACGCCGCCUUGAAACCUCACAAACUGCAUGUGUGUCGAAUCCUGCCUGUUUUAGACACACGAGCAGCUGUAGGGCAGUCCACCCCCCCCAUGUUUCAAAGGCAAAGCCACCACAUGAAUAAGGUUAUAUAACAAGGGAGUCAGUGCUUCUGACUCGGCCAGGAUGUGCACGCCUGAACUCCCCAAAGCAUUAGAACACUACACACUUUUUAUUAGCUUAUCCAUCUUUCAGUUCACAUGGUUUUUGCAGAUUUUGCUUAUUGCUCACAUCAAACACUGAGUUGGAUUUUUCAGGAUCUGCCUUAGUGUCGAGUUAUUUUGGUCAUUGGCUCACUGCCCUGGUUUCCACUGGACAAUUUCUUAUAGGUGCCUGGCACAUAGCAUUAACUGUAUUUUAAAGCCACUCAAUUGUACCCUUACAAAACCAGGAAUGUGUGCCCUUUAAAAUAAAAUGUCCCACAUUGUUUAGGGUUCUGUGAAUGCCCCUAGAAAACCAAUUAAUUUAUGUUUCUGCACAAACUUCACAUUUUGGGUUUUCUGCUCAGCCCAUUUGAACUAAAAGUUACAAUUUCAAGUGUUUUAAAGUUUUGCAUCACUUACAUUUUUGUUAAUCACAUAUGUCUGCCUUCCGGGCUUUUCCUUUGGCUUGUUGUACACUGUAUGUUUUAAGCAUUAUUUGGCUCCUGUCGUUUACUGUGGCUCCAAGCAUGUUAUGCAUGCUCACUAUUUGUCCUUAUGGGGGGGUCACAGAGCAGAUCCCGAUUCACACACCCCUCUGUUUACAGAGGGGGACUCAUGAUUUCAUAAACAUGAUGCACUUUAUAAUAUCAUUUCUGCAGCUGCAAUCACAAGAGCCAAACAUACUUUGCUCCACCCUAACACUGCAUUUAUUUUUCCAAUAGCUUUUUUCUCAACAUUUUGGUUUCUGAUCAUGAAUUCUAAUUAUCAGCUAUUAUAU
Boleophthalmus pectinirostris (great blue-spotted mudskipper) is the source of this 3794-nucleotide messenger RNA. RefSeq names its product glutamate receptor interacting protein 2a (gene grip2a). The record is from RefSeq and is a predicted model, not a curated record. Lineage: Eukaryota; Metazoa; Chordata; Actinopteri; Gobiiformes; Gobiidae. Gene Ontology annotation, molecular function: protein binding. The coding region runs from base 59 to 2410 and encodes 783 amino acids. The transcript is spliced from 16 exons. Gene Ontology annotation, biological process: neurotransmitter receptor transport, endosome to postsynaptic membrane.